AUGGAGUCACUCACAAGCCUCGUUCUUGACUGCUGCGACCUUCACGAGCUGCCCGGAGACAUCGGGCAGCUUUCGAACCUGGUUUCGCUGAAGCUGUCCAGUAACAAUCUCGUUACUCUGCCCGACUCGUUCGGGCAGCUGGGGAAGCUGAAGGAAUUAGUAUUCAUGGAAUGCAACAGCCUGCUUGAGCUUCCAAACUCCUUUGCCAAUCUCUCCUCCUUGGAAACCCUUUUCAUCUACGGUGGGGCUUCUCUAGUAGACCUCCCUCCGGGUUUUGAAACCCUCCCGAAGCUGCGUACUCUCUACCUCUUCAACUGCGUUUUUGCGAGCCUGCCGGACAGGUUUGGGGACCUGCCGAGCCUGGAGGUGCUCAGGGUCGGGACAAAGGCAUCGUACAGCAGGAAUCGGCUCGAGACGGGCAGCGAAUCGGAUUACGGACCUGAGCUGGAAGGCGCGAGCGCCUUACACAUGCUUCCCCAGUCCCUGGUUCGCCUCACAGGCCUGGUAGAGCUCGUGUUGGAGGGGUGUGAGAUGCUGGAGGAGUUGCCGCCAGGUAUGGGGGGGUUGGCAAGCCUUAGAGUGCUCCAGGUGAAGAAUUGCCCUCAGCUGCGGCUCUUCCCGUCGCUUCUCUCCUCGCCCGUUCACAACCCUGCCGGAGAUUCUUCUACUCUUGGGACAGACCUCCCUGCUGCUGCUGGUGCUGCUGCUGUUGCUGCCACCACUGCGGCUGCUGCUGCUGCUGCUGCUGCUGCUGCCACUCCUGCUCUCCCAUUUCCAUCACUGGAGCAGCUGGAGAUUUCUGACUGCCCGCUGCUGGAGAGCCUACCAGAGGGCCUCCAUCUGCUGCCUAGACUGGAACACCUCGCUCUUGAAGACUGCACCGGCCUAAACCUCACACACCCGAGCCCCUUGCCACCCCCUUCAUCCCCACCCCCACAGAGCAACUCUGUUCUGUCCGCACUGUCCCCACCAUCGACCUCCUCCUCCUCCCCUCUUGUUGCGCCCAUCUCGCUUCCGAGUUCCAUCAAAACCAUCAUCCUCUCAAACGUCUUCCAGUCAGCCCAGUUCCUCCCAGAGUCACUUUUUUCUCUCCGCCAGCUCACCCACUUGAACAUCUACGACCUUCCAUCUCUCCAGCAGCUGAUUGCCCCUUCCCUUGUGACCCAGUCCUCAGCCCACGCCCAAGCCACCCACGAUGACCAGUCUGAAAGAUUCGAUUCCGAUUCUGAUAUGCCGGCCAGAUUGGAUCUCUCGUCUUCUCUGCAGCAUCUUCACAUCGCCCUCUCCAACCUUCCUGCACUCCCUGAAACCGUGGACAAUCUGGUGCAGCUAAGAGUGCUGCUGCUAGAGGAGUGUCCUGCCAUGGUCUCCCUUCCCACGUCCCUCACUAGCCUCUCCAAUCUCCAACAACUCACACUCAAGUCCCUCCCCUUGCUGACCCACCUGCCCGAGAAUAUCGGGCAGCUUAAAGCCCUGCGCGAUCUGAGUCUGGAUUCCUGCCAAGCUCUUAAAGCCCUGCCGCCCUCCGUCACCAUCCUCUCCUCCCUCAUGCGUCUCACCAUCGCAGACUGUCCCGACUUUACCUGCCUCGCGGAUUCCAUCUCCUCUCUCUCCAGCCUUGCCUCUCUCACACUCAAACGCCUUGCUUUCCUCCGUCGCCUCCCCUCCCCACUCUCCCUCCCGCACCUCAUCAAGCUCUCCCUGCAAGGGUGCAAGCGGCUGAGGGCUCUGUCCAGCGACUUGGGCAGUUUGUCCUGUCUGAGGGAGGUGGAUCUGGACGGGUGUACACAGUUUAAGGAGCUGCCAGUGUCGCUGGUGGAUCUCGAUAUGGACCCUAGCCCCGACGCCGAUAACUCGGCGCCGACUUCGGCUGACUUCCCUCUUCGUCACCCAAUGGGUCGUGGUCUCAGCUUCACUCUAGAGUGGGAAGACUUCUUAGUUCUUCGCAACCACAAGAUAGAGUUCAACGACGGAUGUUUGGGUUUCGGCAUCAGGACCUCAAUCCGGCACAUCGACCCGCAGACCGUUGCCGCCCAGCAUCAGGGGAAUGCGAGGGUGCAUGGGGAAGGUGGAAACGGUGGAGGAGGCGACGCAGAGGCAGGUGCAGGAAGGUUGGAAACGGAGAAGUCGUCGUCGUCGUCUGAGUCGGAGUCGGAGUCGGAGGAGGAAGACAAGGCAGUGAAGCGUAAGGACGAGGAGGAGGAGGAGGAGGAGGAGGAGGAGGAGGAGGAGGAGGAGGAGGAGGAGGAGGAGGAGGAGGAUGAGGAGGAGGAGGAGGAGGAGAAUAAGGACGAGAAUGGUGAGAAGUGGGAGGGAGGGAAGGAUGAGGAGGGGGGGGAUGAAGAGGUGGAGCUCGUGGUGGAGUAUGUAGAGGGUACGGUUGAGGCGGGAGCGGCGGAAGAGGCGGAUGAGGCGGCCUGCGAGGGAGGUGGGAAGGUGUCGGUCGACGCCGGCGAAGGAGCGAACAACACGGGCGUGCAGGAGACCGGGGAAGCACCUGGUCGGCAGGGCCCUGAACUGGACGACGUUGAGGAGCUGCGACGGGAGAACUGGUUGUUGCGGGCGGAGAACGCUCGGCUGGCGACGUUGCUCGAUGCGGAGCGGGCUCGGCUGGACAGGUUUUUUGUUGGGGUCAGUGGACUCGUCGACCACGUUAAAGGGUUGGCCGAGCAGGUCGACGACACCGAGAAGUAUGCCGCGGAACAGCUGCGAAACGCGACGGAGGCCAUGUCGAAGACCAUCACGGGCAACAUCACCGGCAGCUUUGACGAAGCGUGGAAGUCGAUGAAGACAUUCGCGGAACAGGCGACGAAGUGGUUGGAGGACUUCGACAAUCCGGAGGGUCGUGUCGCGUAUGCACGGGCGUUAGCGGUCUCCGCCUUGGCCGAACACGUAGAUUCGGUGGUGGGCGAUACGAAGAAGGGGUUGGAAGAGUACGUCUCGAAUCACCUUGCCUCCGUGCAGGUCAACAUCGCCACCGCUGUGACCGCCAGGCUCGCCGUGCCGCCGCCGCCACCGCCUCAUCCCACGCCGCCCGCCAUCCCGGAAGAGCUUUUGAAGUCGUUCAAGGCCGACAUCAUGAAGGCGGUGACGGAGGCCACCCAGCAGUCUUUCGUUGCUUCCGGGAUGAAGAUGAUGACAGAGAUGAUCGGCACUGUGGCGCCAGGUCGACGUGGGUCGUCGCCUUCGGCCAAUGACACCGAUAACGCGCAAAGGAAAACGGCCGAGAAGCAGGGCCAUAAGAGGACGGGCGACGGAGACGACAAGGAGAGCUCGAAGCGGAGCAAGGGAGCGGACGGUAGCCGCGGGUCGAAGCCUGCGCAACAGAGCGUGGUCGACCAGCUGAAGACGAAGGCGGGGUGGAAGGUGGUAAGGACGUCGCACAGCAAGGGAGGCGGAAGCGGGGGAGCAGAGGGUGGCCCUGCCGACGGGGUUGCCGCUAACGUAGCUGCUCCGACUGGCCCGCCUUUGGUCGCCGAGCAGACCCAUCCUCAGGCGAGCGGUGGGAAAGGCGUGACCGACAAGGAGGUGCCAACUGCUCAGGCGGCGAAUGAUGGCGACUCCGGAACCACCAAGGGACCGUCCGUCGCGGCGGCGGCCAAGCCUGCUUCUGCUACGGUUGCCGGCACCACCAAGUCGAGUCCCCGUAACCCCCUUGCGGCUACCAGCGCGCCUGCCGGCUA
Closterium sp. Naga37s-1 is the source of this 3683-nucleotide messenger RNA. Lineage: Eukaryota; Viridiplantae; Streptophyta; Zygnematophyceae; Desmidiales; Closteriaceae. The record is from the annotation of a GenBank genome assembly.